AUGGCGUACUUGACCAUGACCCCUGACGACAUUCAAGGCGACUACUCGUGCAAGAUCAAUGUGGAAGAGUACCGCUUAAGUAGUCACAAGAAGGUCGAGUACAAGGUCGUGGUGCAGCUGUCGUUCUACUCGUCCCGAGCUCAUGCGACAGGGCACACGAGUUGGCACAUUUGGCGCAGCUUCUCCACGUUCCGGAAGCUCGACGAGCAGCUCCGGAAACGCACUCCCGUGCUCAUGAAAGGCGUCAAGUUCCCGCCUUUGUACCGUCGUCGAGCUCUUUUUCGGGCGGACAAAAGUCUCGAGUUCCUUGGUGCACGGUCCCGAGAGCUUGACAAUUACAUGAACGUCGUGACGCACAAACCGCAGCUCGUGGCUUUUCACUUGGCUGCAGUCAGUAGCCAGACGCUCAAGAACUUUGUGGGGUUCAACUCGGGCUUUGGGGCCAAUGUCCACUACGACCAGCAGGACGCCCAUCUCCGUCCGUCGUCGUCCAUCUUGGCGUCGUCGGCAGUUGUGCAAGCCACGGCAAGUGUCAAGGGCGACGACGAAGACGAUUUUCGGUCCGUCUCGAGUACGUCAACUGUCUCUUCAUUUGCAUCCAUGGCUAGUGACUAUCGCUGGUCAGGGACGGGCUUUGUGGGCAGUCAGAGCUUUGCAAAACAUUCAGGGUUACAGCCACAUAUGGGUGGAGGGCGUACUUCGUUUGCGAGCAGUCAGGGCUCUUUUGCAGGGUCAACAGGUCCAGGCUCGUCGAGAGGGAGCUGGUUUCCAGCAUCUUCAAAUGUGUCUAGUACCUCUGGACGAACGCCCAUGGUAUCGGUCUCAAGAGGACCGAUGAUGGCUGUCACAGCAUCGGAUGUCAUUACACCAGAGCUCGACAUGCAGCGAGCAAAGAUGGAGGAUCGCCUCGUGCAAAUGGGACUUGUAGGUGUCGGAAUGCCACCCGAUGGAUCUUGUUUACUGCACUGCAUUGUGUACGAGAUGUAUCCGCUGCAGUGUCUGCGGGACUACCCUGCAAGUAUGACGGUAGUGAACGUAGGUGCUGCGGAUGGAAUGGCACCUCGACGAGUGGCAGCAGCCCAAUUUUUGCGCGUAAAGCUGAUGGAAUACGCGCUCGAGCACAUUGAGAAGUUCGCAGGCUUUCUUAUGCAGGACGUGGAAGACGUGCAAGAGCGGUACGAGACGUUUCGAAGCACAGUGGACGAACAAGCUACGACUGCCGAAUUGUAUGCGGUGGCGAGCAUGUUUAACAUCGAGUUGGUGCUGAUUUCCAACGACGAGAGCUUUGUGAUUGACCCUGUGGUGCCGUUAGCAGGUCUCCCGUCCAUGCGCGAAGGACCACGGCGUACUGUCACACUAGGAUACCUCAUCCCUGCCGAUGGACUCGCUGGACACUAUAUUUGUACACGUGAGAAGCGGGCGCAAACUGGCAUGCCUCAGAACACCUUUGCUGGCGGAAGUUACCGUGGAUCUAUCCACAUUGGACCGCCGAAAGGCAUGAGCUGUGGCGCUUCGACUGGUCGGCGCUUUGACCGGAUUCCGGAGCAGAGGGUUGAAUAG
Peronospora matthiolae is the source of this 1560-nucleotide messenger RNA. Lineage: Eukaryota; Oomycota; Peronosporomycetes; Peronosporales; Peronosporaceae. The record is from the annotation of a GenBank genome assembly.